AUACGCAGGCACCGACAGUCACAUCGCCAACUCCGACUGAUGAUACAUCACGCACCUCCGAAGUCCACACCAAGAUGGAGGACGUAACCGAAGUGACACAAAUCGACUCUGGAGAAAGCAUCGACGAGUUUCUCAGGCUGGAAUCUACACUUGCCAGAGAGGCCUCAGAGGCUAACAGUGGAACUCUUGACAAAAGCCUUGGCUUGGAGACCAGUGGCAACGAGCAUGAGACAGCACAAGAGCGCGAGCGCAAUGUAAGCAUCUGCUCCGUUAUGUCUGAAGAUGAUCCUGCCUUGUUCCUGCGUGCCCUGUUAACCAAGGGUCGCCAGGACAGCGUAGCCUCUACCUCGUCCGACGGGGUUCGGGUGAUGGAGGUCACCUCACCACACUCUGUCCUGCACGAGCACAGCUACGACGUCGAGGAGCCCGAGACUACUGACGCAGAGGAUUCCCAGGAUGAGGACGAUGAUGAACAGACGCUGGCUGGAAGUGAAGGAGAGGAAGAUCUCCUGGAGGAGGCUGAAGAAGACGACGAGGAACCAUCUCCAGAGGAGGAAGGGUUUCCGUCCAUCCUGUCUCCAAUCAGUGAACGCAGUGAGCCAGGGAGUUCAGAGUCGCGAACGCCCAGCCCUGAUGAGGUCAAUCCCGUGGGCGAGAAGCUACCGCGCGGCUACAGCGCGUCUCAGUCUCUACAUGGCACCAUGCGCUCACUGCUGGACAAGCUGAAGAUGCCGCGCUGGUCGGCUGUGGAACGACUAGCGGCCCUACCACCACCCUCCGCGCAUCAAAGAGCUCUGGCUGCCACCCUGGCCGUAUCAGAGUACAGUCCGCGGCCGUCAUUAGCAAGCUCCGGAGAUGAGAGUGAUGACACGCUCGGAGAAAGAGUUGUGGAAGGCUCUGAAGGAAGCGGAAGUCUACGAGCAGCCCGUUCGGGGAGUUUGGAUGAGUUGUCGUCCUCGAGGAGCUCAAUCGAGCGAUCUCGAAAGAUUUCCCGAGAUCUAGAGACACAUGAGCUUGAAGAGUCAAAGCGUGCAGGUGCUGAAAGGAGGGCUUUCCCUUUGCGACGUAGCUGCAGCACCGAGGAGCUCGAUGAACUUAAUGAGUUUCUGCAGCUUGAGAGGCAGAUCAUGUCAGAGACAGAGGGCGAAUGUGAAAUGAGGUGAUGCGUUUUUGGAAAUUAACAACAUCGAAGUCAAAGUGUCUCGCUACAAACUUUGUGUUGUGACAUGCAAGAGCAUAACGAUGUAAUGAUUGAUACUAACUGCAGUGAGAGUCCGGGAGCUGUAGCUAGCAGUGUGCUGUGUUUUCAUUUAUUUAUUGAGCUAACUACGCGUGAAGAUUAUUUUGCAGCCGCAUGUCCCAAUGCAUGCGUAUUUUGCAGCUAGCCGAUGCUUAUCAAGGGGACCAAACAAGACAACGGCCCUGUUUAACCA
Messenger RNA from Amphibalanus amphitrite, 1433 nucleotides. RefSeq lists its product as uncharacterized. The transcript has a single exon. The coding region runs from base 75 to 1163 and encodes 362 amino acids. The record is from RefSeq and is a predicted model, not a curated record. NCBI's taxonomy places the organism in Eukaryota, Metazoa, Arthropoda, Thecostraca, Balanomorpha, Balanidae.